AUGGUUAGCAUUCCUCAGGCUCUUGUCCACAUCCAAAUCACCCACAAACGUGCUUCAUCCCUGCUUUGUCAAUACCUCGUACCGCGCGCUCCCCCCGAUCUGAGUCGCGAUACUGGAGUUACGCGCGAUGGCAAGACGCUCCAGCCGUAUACUUCACACUCCCGCAUCCCGUCGCCAGCGGAUGGGCCCGGUUUUUUGUACGCUUUUGUCGAUUCUGAUGUCUACUGGAAAGUAGGCAUGACGAGCGACUACGACCGGCGGAAGGCAGAGUGGGACAGACAGUGUCCGUGUCCCAGCAGAGUCUGGCUUCCGCCUGUACGGGUUGUAUGGCGAAGGAAAGCUGGUGCAUCAGUCGACCUCGCAAGUACUGCUCUAACUGUCUGUUCCAAGGCACAUAUUGAAAUAUUCAUCUUCCCUGGUCAUUGGUGGUAUAUCUGGAUAACUAUUGUCCUACCAGUCCUUGCAAGAGCAGCAGCAGCAUAA
Lentinula edodes (shiitake mushroom) is the source of this 483-nucleotide messenger RNA. RefSeq lists its product as uncharacterized. The record is from RefSeq and is a predicted model, not a curated record. The transcript has 4 exons. NCBI's taxonomy places the organism in Eukaryota, Fungi, Basidiomycota, Agaricomycetes, Agaricales, Omphalotaceae. Bases 1 to 483 code for a protein of 160 amino acids.